Esox lucius (northern pike) is the source of this 2662-nucleotide messenger RNA. It is a transcript of the gene brd9, whose product is annotated as bromodomain containing 9. The transcript has 17 exons. Bases 142 to 2229 code for a protein of 695 amino acids. Gene Ontology annotation, biological process: regulation of transcription by RNA polymerase II. The record is from RefSeq and is a predicted model, not a curated record. NCBI's taxonomy places the organism in Eukaryota, Metazoa, Chordata, Actinopteri, Esociformes, Esocidae. Gene Ontology annotation, cellular component: nucleus.
UGAAACGUGCCCCAUUUUCGUGACCCGGAAGUGUUUUUUUUAUGUUGCUCACAAGACCCUGGUGAACGUAUAAUAUGCAAACAAUAAUGUAGAUCUAAAUAAUACGAUUUAUAGUUUUUCGCCUAUUACAACACAAAAAACAUGGGAAAAAAGCAUAAAAAGCACAAGCCGGAGUGGAGAACCGUUGAUGACUCUGAAGACAAGCCUUUUGAGAAGCCACUGAAGCUGGUCCUCAAAGUAGGAGGAAGUGAAAUCACAGAACUCUCAGGCUCCGGCCAUGACUCCAGUUACUACGACGACAGGUCAGACCAUGAACGGGAGCGUCACAAGGACAAAAAGAAGAAGAAAAAGAAAAAGUCUGAGAAGGAGAAAGACAAACACUUAGACGAUGACGAGAGGAGGAGACGUAAAGAGGAGAAGAGGAAGAAGAGAGAGCGGGAGCAGAGUGAGGCUGCUGCCUCUGAGGGGGCAGCCUCUGGCAGUGCUGUGGGCUUGCCCAACACCAUGCCCGGUCACUCUGCUGUGGCCGUAGAGCCUUUCAUGCUGCCAAAGAUACCAAACAUUAGUUUUGAGGUGGGUACAGUUUUGCAGCAGGAGGAGAAGAAGAGGAAGAGGGAGAGGUUUGAGAUGGAGUCUGAGAUGAUGGACGACUUUCUUCCCAACAUAAAGGUGGAAGUGGAACAGCAAGGGGAUAGACCUGUCCGGGCAUGCAGGACAGCAACAGAGAGUGAGUGUACCCCUCGACAGCAGCUGUUGGAACACUUCCUGCGCCAGCUUCAGAGGAAGGAUGCCCAUGGGUUUUUCUCCUUUCCGGUGACAGACGCCAUUGCUCCAGGUUACUCUGUGAUCAUUAAACACCCAAUGGACUUCAGCACCAUGAAGGACAAGAUCACAGACAACGAGUACAAAACUGUCACAGAGUUUAAGGCGGACUUCAAGCUGAUGUGUGACAACGCCAUGGUGUAUAACCGUCCGGAGACUGUGUACUACAAGGCUGCCAAGAAGCUGCUGCACACUGGCUUCAAGAUGAUGAGCAAAGAGCGGCUCUUAGCUCUGAAACGCAGCAUGUCUUUCAUGCAGGACAUGGAUUUCUCUCAGCAGGCCGCCAUUUUGGGGGACGAGGACGUGGCAUCGGAGGAGCCCCAGCCGGAGGUCCUACCCAUGCCCGUGGAGUUGGCGUCAGCCAAGAAGUCCAAGAAACAACCCAAAGACAUCAAGGACAUGAAGGAGGUCAUCAGCAGCUACCUCUACGAGCCAGAGGGGAACGCCUGCAGCCUGACUGACAGCACAGCGGAGGAACACGUUCUGGCCCUGGUGGAGCACGCCGCAGAUGAGGCCCGGGACCGCAUCAAUCGCUAUAUGCCCAACUCUAAGAUGGGUUACCUGAGGAAGGAGCCUGAUGGUAAUCUGUUGUACACUGUAGUGAAUCAGCUGGAUCCAGACGCAGAAGAGGAGGAGACUCACCCGGUGGACCUCAGCUCUCUGUCCAAUAAGCUGCUGCCUGGACUGACAACACUGGGUUUCAAAGACGAUCGUAGACACAAGGUGACGUUCCUGAGCAGUGCAUACAACACCCAGACCCUGCAGAACAACUCCAUCUACCCCGACCUGCUUCCUGAUGAGGUGGACCUGCUCUACUCAGCCUAUGGGGACGAGACCGGGGUUCAGUGUGCUCUCAGUAUCCAAGAGUUUGUUAAAGAUUGCGGGAACGUUACGAAGCGUUUUGUGGACGGGCUGCUGGAUAAGAUGACUGCAGGAGAUCACUCGAAGGCUAUCUUCCAGAUCCGACAGAAAAGAAACAUGACCUUACCUGAUGAAAUGAAGACCAGCAUCUGUGAUAUGCAGGUGGCUGAUGGGACAGUUCUAGGAGAAGGUAGCUCUGUGCUGGACUUCAUGUCCAUGAAGAGCUACUCAGAUAUGUCUCUAGAGAUGUCCAUGCUCAACUCAUUAGGUAAGUCUGUGAAGAAGGAGCCGGAGCACGAUGACGGUAGCAGCCAGCAGCAUUUUGAAGAGGCAGCCAAGCUCCUGCAGGAGUUUCAGGAAGGCCAGGUGGAGAGGGGAGGCUCCAGGCCUUCCUCCAACCUCUCCUCCCUGUCGGGCACCUCUGACAGAGACCAGCAUCACCUGGGGAGUCCUACUCACCUGGGUGUUGGCGACCAGUCUGAGAUGGUUCACGACCCUUAUGAGUUCCUUCAGUCUCCAGAGCCUGGCUCCACAGCCAACCCAUGAUCCACAUGAACUGGGAUACAACUGGAAAUAAGGAAAUAACUCCCACCAGGUUGUUGAGAAAUCCCUGUUGUAGACUCCUGGAAUUUGGCAGGGAGCAGGGCAACUAGAGUUUCUCCAAUAUUCAGCCAAUAUUUCUGGAGAAUUGGGAAUUUUGGGAAAGGUACCAGAAAUAAUUUAUCCCGACCGGCCAUUGGUCCACUUUCAGAUACUGUUUUAUUUUCCAUGUGUCUUGUUUCGGGUUGGUUGAUCUGAUCCUAGAUCUGUGGUCAGGAGGAAACAUCUGGUGCUGAUCCCAUUUUAACAUCACUGGUUUGUUGUCUUUGCUCCAGCACAGCAUGGACGAGGAGAACCUUUGGCAUGUUAUGAACUCAUGAUUGUACAUAUUUCAAUGUGUGCUGAACUUACGAGAAUAAAGAUGUUUUUAAUACAGUAA